AUGGCUUCCCUUGAUGUCACGUCCCUUUUUACUUCCAUCCCGCAGGACCUGACAGUCAGGACCAUUGAACUACUCCUACCAGAGAAAUACGACGAAACGGUGAGUCGCCUCAGGCACGCCCAAAUCAUCCAGCUCCUGAAGUUCUGUCUCAAGACGUACUUUACGUUCGACGGAACAAUCUACCAGCAGGUGAAGGGAACGCCAAUGGGUUCGCCGAUUUCGGCACUCAUAGCCGAGGCGGUCCUACAACGGCUGGAGUCGCUGGUUUUUCAACACCACAGACCGCAAUUCUGGACUCGGUAUGUGGAUGACACCUUCGUCAUCAUCGAACGGGAUGAGGUGCUGACAUACAAAGAACAUCUCAACGCCGUCUUCCCGGACAUUUAA
Molecule: messenger RNA, 387 nt
Organism: Spirometra erinaceieuropaei
Lineage: Eukaryota; Metazoa; Platyhelminthes; Cestoda; Diphyllobothriidea; Diphyllobothriidae
Source: the annotation of a GenBank genome assembly